AUGAAUCAGAUAUUGAAACUAACAAUCUUCCUGGCUGUCUGCUGUAUUGUAAGGGGUCAAUGUGACAGUUUGACCGUAUAUGAUGGUGGUACUAAAAUCAAUACCAGCACAGUAUGCAUUAAACAGUUCAAAAAAGUGGAUUGCAUAGACUUUUACAAUAGCUUUGACCAGUCUCUGCUGCCAGAAGAGUUCCCAAGGUCAAACAUCUCAGUUGGACCACCACAAAGUAUACAUGUCAUGGGCAUUGAAACUCCACUGGUUGAAAAUUCAAUGGAUUAUAUGUAUCCAGGUUUGUCAGUUCAAUGGCGGCCUCCUUUUUCAGGUGCUGACAGGAGUUCUUGCUAUGGAUAUCUGAUUGCAUGGUUUAACCAAAAAAAUGUAACCAUGUGUCAGCUUUUCCAUAUCAACAAAAUGCCCCAGGACACGUUGCGUUUUCAGUACAUCAUCAAGACAGUUUCUCAGAACACUGUCUUCUCUGUCAGAAUGUACAGCAUGCCACCGUCUGGUCCUGAGUGGAAGGAGAAUGAGAAAGCUUUUGUGAGCACACAGAUAGCAACUCCAGCUGCAUACAGAACUGGAACCCCAAGUGAUUGGGCCCCAUUCGUGGCAUAUGACAUUUUAAAUAAUGGCACAAUUAAAGCAAGCAUCUCACUACCACCAGCAGAGUUCAACAUCACUGAAUUUGAUAUCUAUCUAAUGGACAAAGAUAAUAGGAUAGCUGAAACACUAAAUCUGUCUACGCCGUUGAGGACAGAGGAGAAUACAGAGUUUCCCCUAUCACUGACAGCUAACAGUUCAGGUUUCUACUCUAUUGUGGUCUGGGCGUUUGACAAGUUCCAAAUGAAGGAUGGUCUGUGCCAAUGCUGGGCUUGGCAAAAUGGUGUGAAAACUUGCAAAAACACCUGUGGAGGCACUACAACCCCAAUGUUCUACGUGAACAUAACAAAUCCACCAACAGCUAUCCCAGUACCACCAACAACUGCUAAAACAUUUGGCAAUACCACGUCGCCACCUCCAACAGCAUAUUCUACUUUUACUCCUGAGAACAAACCAGAAGAUUGGGCAGUCAUCCUUGGAGCGGCAAUUGGGGUUGCACUGCUGCUGGCAUUAGUCAUCAUAUGUAUUUACCUCUUUAGAAAUAGGAGCAGAGUGAAGGUUUGGAUACAGUGCUUCCGUCGUCGCUUCCAUCCUCGCUAUCAUGAUUCACAAGAUUUUGAUAAUCAUGUUCACACAUCAGAUAUAGUGUCAGUUGAAGGAUCAGCUCCUAGACUGCCCAGAAAGACUGUUUAUCUCGUAUCUGCAGAUGACCAUGAAGCUCAUGUGAGUCUAGUUGAAGCCUUCGCCAUGUUCCUGGAGGUACAUUGCCACUGCAAUGUCAUUUUACCAUCACGCAGGGAUCCCUAUGAGACCGGUGCCUAUGAAUGGUUUAUCAGCAGCAUUAGUAAAUCUGAUUGCAUUAUAUUUGUUGACUCAAAAGGAGCACACAAGAUGAUAGACGCACACCUAAAAAAGAAAUCUUGUACGAACAGGAAAGUCGGACCUGAUGGAGAUCUUUUCAUCUUUAGUUUGAAGCACAUCCUGUUCAGUGAAACAGUGAGGGAGCAGUCUUUAAUCCUAGUCUCAUUCGCUGGAAACCAUUGCCAGGAAUACCUGUCAGUCCCUCGUGUCUUCACCUUUCCCAAGCACCUGGGUUAUUUACUUAAGAGGAUUCAUAGGAUUGACUCUUCUGCUGUCAGCUCAUACAGUAAAGUAUUGCCGCUCAAUGAUGAAAACAUUAGAAAACUUCCAGAAGGGGCACAACUGCUUGCUGCAAUCGAGUAUGUUAAAGUCUAUGAAGAAAGCAACCCACAGUAUUUAGAAAACAAUUUUGGGGAACUGAGAGAUUUGAAAGAUGUGAAACCUCAGUGGGACAGACUUGUGUCAACAGAUUCUGGUUUUUCUGGUAAUUCUGAUCCUGUAGGUUCUGUGUCCCGGCAGGGUAGCUUCUCUGGCAGUCCAACAGCAGGUCCUGAAUAUGUUAGUUACCCACAACCUUAUGUUUAUUCACGGGGUGUUUCCCCUAAAUCAGAUUACAAAGAUACCAUCAGUGAUGGUCUUGAAAGCAUGCAUACUAACAUGUUAAGCUGUUACACAGUUAAUGAAAUGCGUGAACGAAUGGAUGACACAAAACAUGAGCCAGGUGUGGACCAGUUUUCUAUUAUACCACCUGAAUCAGCAUCAGAGAUCAUCUGUGACAGUCAUAGUACUGCGAUGGCAGGCAUCAAUGAAAAUAACUUUGAGGAUGAUGAGGGUAUAGAUGAAGAUGACUUUCAGCAAAGAAUCAUUCCACCAGUGAACCCUCUAGACAUUCAGCUGGACACUGUCAGCUCUGCAUUUGCAGACAUCAAUGCCAAUGCAGAUAAGCUUCUGUUAAAGGGAUACACUAAGUUCAUAUUGGAUAAUGAAGUUACAGAUUCACUAGCGCAGUUUGAUGCUAUCAGCAUCUGA
Candidula unifasciata is the source of this 2487-nucleotide messenger RNA. The record is from the annotation of a GenBank genome assembly. Lineage: Eukaryota; Metazoa; Mollusca; Gastropoda; Stylommatophora; Geomitridae.